GGGAAACGUUGAAGUUUUUGUUAAAUAUGUUGACAUCUUAUGUUUUGAAUAAAGUUAGAAUGCCGAAGGCAAAAACCCCGGAAUCCCCUGCCCAUGCUCCGGUGAGACCCUGUUAAUUGUCUAAGAAAUCUAUCUUGUGUCCACUGGGCUGGACCAUCUGCUGGGAAAGGUUCCAGAACCUCAGGAUGCCUUGGGGUUCAUCUGCUUCCAGAAGCAGCUAGGAGGGGUCUUGGUAUCCUUGAGGUCUAUCUGCUGUGCUCUGCUCAGAUCUAUGGCCUCCACAACUGUGAAGCCAAAGAAUGACCUUGAACUUUGAGUGGGACAGCAGUGAAGGAGGGAGCUGUUCGUGUGGAAGUCUAGGGGAAGAGAGAAACGGUGAGCAUGUCUCUGACAAACCAGUCCAUAGAAGGCCUUUCCCCAGAGGCCUCCAACAGAUCCCUGAAUGCUACAGGGGCUUGGGACCCACAGGUCCUGCAGGCACUCAAAAUCUCCCUCGUGGUGGUCCUGUCCAUCAUCACACUGGCCACUGUCCUCUCCAAUGCCUUUGUACUCACCACGAUCUUACUCACCAAGAAGCUCCACACCCCAGCCAAUUAUCUCAUUGGCUCCUUGGCCACCACGGACCUCCUGGUGUCUAUCUUGGUCAUGCCCAUCAGUAUUGCCUAUACCACCACCCGCACCUGGAACUUUGGCCAAAUCAUGUGUGAUAUCUGGGUGUCUUCUGACAUCACAUGCUGCACGGCCUCCAUCUUGCAUCUCUGUGUCAUCGCCCUGGACAGAUACUGGGCCAUCACCGACGCCCUGGAGUACAGCAAGCGCAGGACAGCAGGCCACGCGGCAGCCAUGAUUGCGGCAGUCUGGGCCAUCUCCAUCUGCAUCUCCAUCCCACCGCUCUUCUGGCGUCAGGCCACAGCUCACGAGGAGAUGUCCGACUGCCUGGUGAACACGUCUCAGAUCUCCUACACCAUCUACUCCACCUGUGGGGCCUUCUACAUCCCGUCCAUCUUGCUCAUCAUCCUGUACGGCCGCAUAUACGUGGCCGCCCGGAGUCGGAUCCUGAACCCACCCUCCCUCUACGGGAAGCGCUUCACCACCGCACAGCUCAUCACCGGCUCCUCGGGGUCUUCACUCUGCUCGCUCAACCCCAGCCUCCACGAGAGCCACACGCACACCGCCGGCUCCCCCGUCUUUUUCAACCAAGUGAAAAUCAAGCUCGCUGAUAGCAUCCUAGAACGCAAGAGGAUCUCCGCAGCUCGAGAAAAGAAAGCCACUAAGACGUUGGGCAUCAUCCUCGGGGCCUUCAUCAUCUGCUGGCUGCCUUUCUUCGUGGUGUCCCUGGUCCUCCCCAUCUGCAGGGCCUCCUGUUGGAUCCACCCGGCUCUCUUUGACUUCUUCACGUGGCUGGGUUAUUUAAACUCCCUCAUCAACCCCAUCAUCUACACCGUGUUCAAUGAGGACUUUAGACAAGCAUUUCAAAAAGUUGUCCAUUUCCGGAAAGCCUCCUAG
This is a messenger RNA of Psammomys obesus (fat sand rat), 1506 nucleotides long. RefSeq names its product 5-hydroxytryptamine receptor 1D (gene Htr1d). The coding region runs from base 382 to 1506 and encodes 374 amino acids. Gene Ontology annotation, molecular function: G protein-coupled serotonin receptor activity. The record is from RefSeq and is a predicted model, not a curated record. Gene Ontology annotation, biological process: adenylate cyclase-activating adrenergic receptor signaling pathway; chemical synaptic transmission; regulation of locomotion. The transcript has a single exon. Lineage: Eukaryota; Metazoa; Chordata; Mammalia; Rodentia; Muridae. Gene Ontology annotation, cellular component: plasma membrane.